Pygocentrus nattereri (red-bellied piranha) is the source of this 1271-nucleotide messenger RNA. Its product is annotated as phospholipid scramblase 1-like. Gene Ontology annotation, biological process: plasma membrane phospholipid scrambling. Gene Ontology annotation, molecular function: phospholipid scramblase activity. The record is from RefSeq and is a predicted model, not a curated record. Gene Ontology annotation, cellular component: plasma membrane. Lineage: Eukaryota; Metazoa; Chordata; Actinopteri; Characiformes; Serrasalmidae. The transcript has 10 exons. Bases 316 to 1119 code for a protein of 267 amino acids.
GUGUGUGUGUGUGUGAGUGUAAGUGUGUGAGCGUUGAGGGAAGCAGGAGAGUUCGGCGCUCGGGGGAAGAGAUCAACGAGAGUUCGGACGCAGGGAGCGCAAACAGACUUCAUCACAAAAUCAUCCUGCUCGUUCAGUCCUGCAGGUUCCUCUGUAAACUAACCUGAGUUGACUGAGGCAACAUCAAGGCUGAAGGGAAUCUGGGAAAAAAAACAGCACUGGCAUCGCAGUCACAACACAGACCCUACGAUCACAUUUCAAAGAACCUGUUUUUCUGGUCUUUUGUCCUCUGAAAGGAUCCGGUAGUGAAACGCCAUGGCAUCGAAUGGUAAUAGUAUUGAUCUCCAGCCAACCAAAAACAACGUCCCUCCUGCUCCCAAUUACGGUCAAGUUCCAGUUCCACCAGGUUACGUGCCCCCUCAGGCACCUGUGAUGAUGCCUGUCCCUCAGAGACCACCUGGCUGUCCCCCUGGACUAGAGUACCUGACCCAGAUUGACCAGCUCCUCGUCCAUCAGAAAAUUGAGUUGGCUGAGGUUAUUUUAGGCUGGGAGACCAAUAAUAAGUAUUUGGUGAAGAACACACUCGGUCAGCAGGUGUUUUAUGUGGCAGAGGAGAACAACUGCUGCAACAGACAGUUCUGUGGACCCAUGCGCUCCUUUGUCCUCCAUGUGCAGGACAACAUGGGUCAGGAGGUCAUGACUCUCUUACGGCCUUACAGAUGCAGUGCUUGCUGCUGCCCCUGCUGUCUGCAAGAGCUUGAGGUCCAGGCUCCACCGGGCACGCCGAUUGGAUAUGUGGUUCAGAACUGGCACCCUUUCUUACCCAAAUUUACAGUUCAGAACGAGAGGAGAGAGGGAGUCCUGAAGAUUAAGGGUCCGUUCUGUGCCUGUAAUUGUUGUUCGGAUGUGAAUUUCGAGAUUAUGUCUAUGGACGAAACCGCAAAUGUGGGCAGGAUCUGCAAGCAGUGGACAGGCAUAUUGCGAGAAGCCUUUACUGAUGCUGACAACUUUGGCAUUAAGUUUCCCAUGGACCUGGACGUGAAGAUCAAAGCUGCUCUUUUCGGGGCCUGCUUUCUCAUCGACUUCAUGUACUUUGAAAAUAACCAGAACAAUAAGUGAGUGGAACGUCGCUACCUCUUGUCUUCACUCUGAGGGGAACCCCCAUGGCAGGAUUUACUGGACCUCCUUGCAGUUUGAUACCCACAAAAGACAUGAAUGGAAAUAAAUAAUAUUAAGUUUUUGUAUUUUUUCAUAUAAAAAUUCCCUCUAUA